Penicillium riverlandense is the source of this 4461-nucleotide messenger RNA. RefSeq names its product chromatin-remodeling ATPase CHD1. Gene Ontology annotation, biological process: regulation of transcription by RNA polymerase II; nucleosome organization. Gene Ontology annotation, molecular function: ATP binding; ATP hydrolysis activity; chromatin binding. The transcript is spliced from 2 exons. NCBI's taxonomy places the organism in Eukaryota, Fungi, Ascomycota, Eurotiomycetes, Eurotiales, Aspergillaceae. The coding region runs from base 1 to 4461 and encodes 1486 amino acids. The record is from RefSeq and is a predicted model, not a curated record. Gene Ontology annotation, cellular component: nucleus; chromatin.
AUGUCAAAUGGCUACCCCCGCUCUCCCGUUGCCAUUCAUGCCCCUGCAGAAAGCGAUGUGGUUCCCAAGAGCGAAGCCACCCCGUCGGAACCCAUUGACUCUCAUGCCGUCUCCGAGUCCUCCCCCGAACCCGAUCCCGCAGACGUGUCAUUUGAUGGCGCAUCUCCAAUGUCAGAUGGAGAAGACGAUGAUGCGGUGAUAGAACCUAGUGGUGACGAGUCUAACCCGUCUAGCCGCGAAAAUUCUGCAUUCCCCCACACUGGCCUCGACUCGAAGCGCAGAUCGUCGCCGUUGGAUGAGACCGAGUUGAUGAGACAAAAUCCUGAUCUAUAUGGACUACGUCGCAGCGGUCGGGCUCGAACCACACGCCAUCUGGCCGAUUCAUCGUCAGAUUCCGAAUCCGAUGUCGUUGCUCCACGAGCAAAACGUCGGCGCAAGGAACCAUCCCAACUCUCCAAGGCCUCGCGCUCGGCUACAGCGUCCUCGCUGUCGGAGACAGAUAGCGACGAAUAUGGCGGCAAAAGCGCUCGUGCCAGCAAGGCAAGACGGCGGCGCCUGAAAGAGGCAGCUAGCGUCGAACCUUCGUUCGCCGAGGUGCGGUUUUCCACGAGAAAUGCAUCGCGAAUUAAUAACUAUAACGAGGAUGAUGAUGACUCAAUCUUCGAUGAGGAUGCCGGGGAUACCACUCAAACCUACUGGCUCGACGCUGCUGAAGACACUCGCCCUGCCGUUGAUGUCGUUCUCAACCACCGUCUCAAAGAGGGUGUCGACCCCAACAACCCUGACGUGGGCCGCCAAGACUUCGAGUUCUACAUCAAGUGGCAAGACAUGUCUCAUUAUCACGCCACAUGGGAAUCCAAUGAGUCUCUCGCAAACUUCCGCAGCACUCGUCGCGUUGACAAUUACGUCAGGAAGGUGCUCAUGGAGGAUCUCCGCCUGCAGUACGACCCCAAUGUUCCUCCCGAGGAUCGUGAAAAGUGGAAUCUCGAUCGCGAGCGAGAUGUGGAAGCAAUUGAAGAUUACAAGAAGGUCGAGCGUGUUAUUGGCGUCCGUGACGGUAUUGAUGGCACGACUGAGUACCUUGUGAAAUGGAAACGCCUCUUUUACGAUUCGUGCACCUGGGAAACUGAAGACAUGAUCAGUGAGAUUGCACAACAUGAAAUUGAUCGUUUCAUCGACCGCUCUUCUCGUCACCCUGUCUCCGACAAAACGGAGACUAACCCGGCUACUCGGAGGCCAUUUGAGCCUAUCCACGGCACCCCGAGCUUCCUGCAGAACGGAGAACUCAAAGAUUUUCAGGUCAAAGGCUUGAACUUCUUGGCUUUCAAUUGGGUAAGGGGUCGUAAUGUGGUCCUGGCAGACGAAAUGGGACUUGGAAAAACGGUGCAGACUGUCUCAUUCAUCAAUUGGAUGCGCCAUGUGAGACGGCAACAAGGCCCGUUUAUCGUCAUCGUUCCUUUGUCGACCAUGCCGGCUUGGGCCGAGACCUUUGACAACUGGACUCCAGAUCUGAAUUACGUUGUCUAUAACGGCAGCGAAAGAGCGCGAGCAAACCUCCGCGAUUAUGAGUUGAUGGUGGAUGGCAACCCCAAGAGGCCCAAGUUCCAUGUUCUGUUGACCACUUACGAGUACGCUAUGAAUGACUCGCCUUUCCUUGGUCAGUUCAAGUGGCAGUUCAUGGCUGUCGACGAAGCCCAUCGUCUCAAGAACCGUGACUCUCAGCUCUAUGUCAGGUUGGUUGAGUGGAGCUGCCAGGCUCGUCUGCUGAUCACCGGGACACCAAUUCAAAACAACCUUGCAGAGCUGUCAUCUCUGAUGGACUUUUUGAACCCUGGCCUGAUUCAGGUCGAUGUCGAUAUGGACCUCAAUUCGGAGGCAGCCUCACAGAAGCUUGCUGAGCUUACCGACGCUAUCCAGCCUUUUAUGCUGCGUCGUACCAAGUCUAAGGUCGAGUCUGAUCUUCCCCCGAAAACCGAGAAAAUCAUCCGCGUCGAGCUCUCUGAUGUUCAGUUGGAGUACUACAAGAACAUCCUGACGAAGAACUACGCGGCGCUGAAUGACGGAGCGAAAGGAAUGAAACAAUCACUUUUGAAUAUCAUGAUGGAACUGAAGAAGGCCAGCAAUCAUCCUUUCAUGUUCCCCAACGCCGAGGCAAAGAUUUUAGAAGGGAGUACCCGCCGAGAAGAUAUUCUUCGGGCAAUGAUCACGAGCAGUGGAAAGAUGAUGCUCCUCGAUCAGCUCCUUCGAAAGCUGAGAGGCGAUGGUCAUCGGGUUCUCAUCUUCUGCCAAAUGGUUGGCAUGCUCAACAUCCUCAGCGAGUACAUGGAAUACCGCGGCUACAAAUAUCAACGACUGGAUGGAACCAUCCCUUCCGCGGCGCGUCGCUUGGCAAUUGAACAUUACAAUGCACCGGAGAGCACGGACUUUGCAUUCCUCCUCUCGACCCGAGCUGGUGGUCUUGGAAUCAACUUGAUGACUGCCGACACAGUUGUUCUCUUUGACUCAGACUGGAACCCUCAGGCUGAUCUACAGGCAAUGGCUCGAGCGCACCGUAUCGGCCAGACAAAGCCCGUCAGCGUGUACCGUCUCGUCUCAAAGGAUACAAUCGAGGAAGAAGUCAUUGAACGAGCUCGCAAUAAGCUUCUUCUGGAAUUCAUUACCAUCCAGCGUGGCGUCACUGAUAAAGAAGCUUCCGAGAUGCAGAACAAGAUGGCGCGGGUCGUGAACGAACCCAACUCCACUGACGACAUCUCACGAAUUCUCAAGCGUCGUGGUCAGAAGAUGUUUGAGCAGACCGAUAACCAGAAGAAGCUUGAACAGCUUGAUAUUGAUUCCGUUCUCGCGAACGCAGAAUUGCAUCAAACCGAGGAGACGGAGCAGAUACAAGCCGACGGUGGCGAGGAAUUCCUGAAAGCUUUUGACUUUGUUGAUAUCAAGGUCGAUGAUCUCAGCUGGGAUGACAUCAUCCCCAAGGAACAACUUGAAGAGCUCAAAGCGGAGGAGAAGCGCAAGGCCGACGAGAUAUACCUGAACGAAGUUAUUGAACAAAAUCGGCCUCGCAAACGCCAAGCACCCACCGACUCUCAAGACACGCGUGAAGAACGCAAGGCCAAGCGCCAAGCGCGAGUGCAGGUCAUUGAUGAUGGAGAAGAAUCAGAAGGCGCCUCGCUGGAUCCCAAGCGUCCACUUAGCGAGAAAGAAUAUCGCUCUCUCUCGCGGGCAUUUCUUCGUUACGGUGACAUGGCAGACUGCGAGGAUCUCAUUCUGGAGGAUGCCCACCUGAAAAGUCGUGAUCGGGAAACCGUGCGCGCUGCUCUUCGCGAAAUCACGGACAAAGCUGCCGCACUUGUCGGAGAGAACCAAGCUCAAAUAGACGCUCUCAAGCAACAGGGCAAGAACCUCACCAAAAAGGAAAUGAAAGCGGUUUUAUUUGAUCACCAUGGCGUCAAACGGCUCAAUGCUUGGACUAUCGUCGAGCGCCCUCCCGACAUGCGCCUGCUCCGGGACAUCACCACCUCUGGAACCGAUUUCAAGAGUUUCCGUCUUCCUGAGGCCACUAAGUUGGCAGACUACAGUUGCCCGUGGGGUGCACGUGAGGACGGUAUGCUUUUGGUUGGCAUUGCCCGCCAUGGAUUCGGUGCAUGGACACAGAUCCGCGACGAUCCUGACCUUGGGCUUGGAGAUAAGUUCUUCCUUGAGGAGCAUCGGGUGGAGAGGAAGACCCAGCGCAUGCAUGGCGAUGAGAAAGCCACCAAGUCUCCCGGGGCUGUCCACCUUGUUCGCCGCGCCGAAUACCUGAUGUCGGUCUUGAGGAACAAGUACAGUAAUGGCAGCAACGCGAGCGCCAGGCGUGCUGUGGACAACCACCACCGGAACAACAAGCGCAACUCGCGCGUCUCCGCCAGUGGCAGCAUCUCUGCCUCCCCUGCGCCCUCCGGCUCCCGCAAAGGACACCGCGAAGUGGAUCGCUCCCGAGCACGUUCUCAUACUCAUGGCCACCGGGAUGGUGACCGUCACCACACCCCAAGCCAUGAAGCCCGUCCGCGGUCCGGCCACGAUGCUGAUCGGCCUCGUCAUCGCCUGUCAGAUGCUACAAACGAGGAACUUCGCCGCCGGAAGGGCCAUGAGAAUGGUCAUUCCAGUAAGGAAGACAUGGCAUCCAUAUUCUUUAAGCCCAUCGUUCAGAAUCUGAAGCAAGUGACCAUGAUCACGGCCAAGAACUAUCCGAACAAAGCCGAGCGCGCUCAGAAGUUGCGGAGCACCAUUGUCAAGAUUGGAGAGUUCAUCCACACCACCUUGGAGGGAUCGCGGCCGAUGCCCUCCCUCGAAACGCGUCUCUGGGAGUAUGUUUCUCUCAACUACUGGCCCAACAAAGAGGCCAGUGGCUCCAAGCUUCAGCAGAUGUAUGAGAAGGUCAUGGAGGCGAGCAAGGCCUCCAAGACCUCAUCCAAUGGUGCAUGA